This is a messenger RNA of Guyanagaster necrorhizus, 411 nucleotides long. RefSeq lists its product as uncharacterized. The transcript has 2 exons. Gene Ontology annotation, biological process: regulation of transcription by RNA polymerase II. The record is from RefSeq and is a predicted model, not a curated record. The annotation marks the transcript as partial. NCBI's taxonomy places the organism in Eukaryota, Fungi, Basidiomycota, Agaricomycetes, Agaricales, Physalacriaceae. Gene Ontology annotation, molecular function: DNA-binding transcription activator activity, RNA polymerase II-specific; zinc ion binding.
AUGCCACCAAUUCGCCCACACCACAAAACACGAAAUGGAUGCAAGACAUGCAAGAAACGCAAAGUCAAGUGCGACGAGGAAUUGCCUAUGUGCAAGAACUGCACGAGGAGAGGCAUAGAGUGCGCCUGGAGCAAUACUUCGCAAAAUGAUUUGCUAGAGCCAGGGACUUUUACCCACGCUGCGUCAAGUUCAUCUGAAAAUCUCCCUUCCACGAUAUCGAACUCGACUGGCACUGGCUCGUUCGACCUACUGACCCUCGAACUAAUUCACCACUAUGCUACCACUACUUCGCAUACGCUUUCUCCUGAUCCUGCCUCGGAAAAUGCAUGGAAAACUAUUGCUCCCAAACUCGCGUUCGAUCCUAAAAACCAAUUUCUCCUCUACGCUAUCCUCGCGAUAUCGGCACUUCAU